Thalassophryne amazonica is the source of this 998-nucleotide messenger RNA. Its product is annotated as CD209 antigen-like protein E. Gene Ontology annotation, molecular function: carbohydrate binding. The transcript has 6 exons. Bases 100 to 828 code for a protein of 242 amino acids. The record is from RefSeq and is a predicted model, not a curated record. NCBI's taxonomy places the organism in Eukaryota, Metazoa, Chordata, Actinopteri, Batrachoidiformes, Batrachoididae. Gene Ontology annotation, cellular component: external side of plasma membrane. Gene Ontology annotation, biological process: biological process involved in interspecies interaction between organisms.
AAGUGAAACAAACCAAAUGGAGAAGUGUGGAUGUUUGUACCAGUCAGUGAGCAGUGAGCGCUGUGCCACGCUUGGAGGUAUGAAGACUCAAGCCUGAAGAUGUCUGAGUGUAUUUAUGACAAUGACCCUAAAGGAAGCUUGCAGGUGGAGGAAAUAGGAUUAAGUACGGUUAAACAGGCCGAUGAAGCAGAGGAGAAGAUUGUCAUCAUAUACGACAGUGCAGACAACUACCUAAACCAAGACUCCGGAUUAAACAGUGAGAAAGCAGGAGCACAGAAACCAUCGUAUCAGCCGUGUGGGAGGACGGCCUGCAGGUCCACUGCUGUGUGUUUGGGGCUGCUUUGUCUUCUGCUUACAGGAGCCCUUGUCGGCUUUGGACUUGUGUGCAGAAACAAAGCACAGACUUUCAGCAAGACUUUGGUCGAGCUCCGUUCUUUCUGUAGGAACGGAUGUUCAUCAUUCAGCAACAGUUUUUACUACGUAUCUUCAGAAAAAAAGAGCUGGGAGGACAGCAGACAGGCUUGUAAAGACAGAGACGCGGAUUUGGUCAUCAUAAAUAGCAAGGAAGAGCAGGAAUUCAUCAAUUCCUUAAAUCCCAUGUACUGGUGGAUCGGACUGAGUGACCAAGAUGAGGAAGGAGUCUGGAAGUGGGUAGAUGGGACGGUUUUGAGCAACACAUCAUUUUGGGGUCAAAGACAGCCCAGUGGUACCUUUGGAACAAAUAAGGAUUGUGUCUACACAUAUAGGUACUCACAACUGAACAACUGGAAUGAUGAGAAAUGCACAAAAUGGAACCAUUGGAUCUGCGAAAAACUCAUUGACUCCUAACAUAAUGUGACUGUUUCUUGUUUUAUUGUUAAUAAAGCCACUGAUUUUCAUUCAGUAAAACUGUAGAACUUUUAGUAUGUUUAGAACAUCCUGCUCAAAGCUGCAGUCACACCAGAGUAAAACAAGGACAGCAACUAUUGGUGGUCACCUGGGACCUCUUACACAAAGAC